This is a messenger RNA of Chiloscyllium plagiosum (whitespotted bambooshark), 6674 nucleotides long. The record is from RefSeq and is a predicted model, not a curated record. NCBI's taxonomy places the organism in Eukaryota, Metazoa, Chordata, Chondrichthyes, Orectolobiformes, Hemiscylliidae.
AAGGGAAAAUGAAGGAAAUUUAAGGUUGCUGGAGUUUCAGGGGGCGGGGAAUGUUCGCUCUCGCGAUAGCGGCGUCUUUGACCUCACCAACAUGGCGGCGGCCCCGGCGGUGAUUGUGUGAAGCUGCAGCUCAGGGAGAAGGUGGAGGAGAUGGCCUUGGCUCUGGCUCCGGCUCCCGCUUCCUCCGCGGAGUGACUGAUCGACCCGUUCCCCCCACCCCUCCCACCACUCACCUGCACAGGCAGGUCACUCAGCGCCUCCCAGGGCUCCGGAGACUGUGUACCUCAACCCGCACCUGCCGUUUCAAGGAAUCCCCUCUCUCCUUGGGCUUCAGGGCAUUUGUCUUGCUGUUGGAACAAAUCUCUGGCUGAUUCGCCCCCGUUGUGACAUUGUGGGUCCUGCUAGAAGGCCUCUGCGUACAAAGGCAGCGUUUGUGACAUUCGGAUCUCAUUCCCACAGCACCAUUGGCUGUUGUGAUGAAUACAGCGCUCCGUCACAAGGCCUCCACAGUGUGCCAGCGCCCAGCUGCCAGGCACCGUACGAGAAACUUUAAAAAGCGCUACCCGUGUAGCACCGAAGGUAUCUGACUGUUGUGAAAGCCAUGGCGACGGACUGGAUGGCGGAGCCUGGCGUGGAAUCAGCCCAAGAGGGCGACAGUGCAGUGGAUCCCCUGACCGAUCAGCCUGGGCUGGCGGAACAGGCCAGUGACUCUGAGAGGCGAGGUGGAGGAGACAGUGAGCCCCUGGCCAAGGUUGCCCGGGUCGGAAUCGGUGAUUUACCACUGCCUCUAGCUGCGAACUCAGCUGAAAGUUUGGAAGGGAGUGAUGUCCUGCCAACCUCUGACCCUCCAAAGGCCUCUGACCCUUCUAUGGUCUCUAACCUGGACAGCCCUUCAGGCGACUCAGGCUCUGAGUUGCUCAAACUGGCAGAGAAGAUGAGUGGAGGGCAUGAAUCUGAAUGUCUUCCUGAUCCACUGGAGCCAGAUGCAAAUGGCAAGAGUGAAACGGAGACCGAGCAAGCAAGUGAGAGCUGGGCAGAGCAGUGCAGCGAAGGCGUUUAUUAUCAGAUCGGAUAUGAUUUCACCCAAGCACCUCACCUUCUCUCAGGUGCGUGGAAGGAGUACUCAAGAACAGUGGAAAACUUCCUGAAGGGCUGUAAAUGGGCACCGGAUGGUUCUUGCAUUCUGACCAACAGUGCUGACAAUACACUGCGGAUCUUUAACCUCCCUUCUGAGCUGUAUAGCGGGGAGUUGGCUGACCUCUCAGAAAUGAGUGCUGUCUUGCGUAUGUCUGAGGGAGAUACCAUAUACGAUUAUUGCUGGUACCCAAUCAUGUCAUCGAUGGCUCCUGAGACCUGUUUUCUGGCCAGCAGCAGCCGCGACAACCCGAUUCACAUCUGGGACGCUUUCUACGGGGACCUACGGGCCACGUUCCGGCCGUACAAUCACCUGGAUGAGCUGACGUCUGCUCACUCGCUCUGUUUCACACCCGAUGGGAAUCAGCUGUUCUGUGGCUUUGACAAGAUGGUGAGGGUGUUCGACGUAUCUCGUCCAGGCCGAGAGUGUGAGAAGAGACCAACCCUGGUGAAGAAACGGGGGCAGACUGGGAUCAUCUCGUGCAUUGCCUUCAGCCCAGAGCAUGACCUGUACGCCUGUGCCUCCUACUCUAAGACAGUGGGACUGUACUCCAGGGACAGGGGGACUGUGCUCACCAUUUUACAGGGCCAUCAGGGAGGAGUGACACACGUGACAUUUUCACCCGAUGGAAACCUGCUUUACACUGGGGGGCGGAAGGAUCCCGAAAUCCUGUGCUGGGAUCUACGCCAGCCUGGCAAAGUGCUGUUCUCCAUGCUCCGCUCAGCGAUCACCAAUCAGAGGAUGUAUUUUGAUCUGGAUGUUUAUGGGCGCUAUGUAGUCAGUGGGAACACUGAGGGAACAGUUUCUGUGUGGGACACCACACUAACGCCGACUGAGGGGAAGGACUGCAUCCUCGAUCCCAUUCUUCAGUUUCACACUCAGCAGGACUGUGUUAACGGGAUCAGCCUACACCCACGUAUGAACCUGCUGGCCACCACCUCGGGGCAGCGCAAGUUCCCGGAGCCUGCCGAGAGCGAGGACGAGGGCAAUGGGAUCCUGAUGACCCACCGCAACAUCAAGGCUGAGAACUCCAUGAAGUUGUGGCUUUGUUCCCAGCAGCCUGGCCCAGCGACGCAGGCCAGCACACUGGGAGGUAGUUCAAAGUGACGACUCCGUGUAAGAGCUGGACUAACUGACACUCUCAAUACUGCCUUACGUGCAUUGAGGUUAGGAUGGAGCAUCUGUGCAUUGCGACAAAAUAAAAUCGCUCCCAGGUGACCGAGGUAACGUUGCUUUGCUUGUGUUAGGUUGUUUUUUUGCAAAUGUCUGGGAGGUUGACUUAUCCUCGGCUCUCUCUAGGCUUCUGGAUUGAGUUACGAGUUGUCCUUUACUCAUUUCAAGAGAUGAGGUAAAGGCUACCCUCUGUUUUCUUUCAGAGUCUCUUGGGCUCUGGGAGUGACCGAAACGUCAAUGCCUUUGGCAGAGGGGAGAGAAUGAUAAUGAUUUGAUGUUGUGCUGUAGAUUGUCAUUAAGCAGACAGUGUGAAUCAGGCUGCAGCAGCUUGGGGGGUAUUUGAUGGGGAGAAUGUAGAAGGACCUUUACUUUUAAUUAAAAAGUAGAGGAAACUGUACUCUGUAUCACACCAUGCCGUCCCUGCCCUGGGGCUGUUUUCUGGGCUCAGUAGAGGCAGCUUUACUCUGUAUCUAACUUCAUGUUCUACCUGUUAUGGGAGUGUUUGAAGAAGACAGUGUGGGGGCAGGUUUACCUAACCUCGUGCAGUCCCUGCCCUGGGAGUGUUUGAUGGGGGACAGUGUAGAGCUUGGCUGAUCAAUUUCCCAGUCUCCGUAUACAGUCCUACUGCCAAGCACACAUUUUCUGGAAGCUUUGAGAGUUAAAUGGUCAGUGAUUAUUGGACGAUGGAUUUAUUGCCCAUCUUCACUGGGGAAUCAGUGGACAAAGUUGCACAAGGGAUGAAACAGCUUUGAGGAGGCGGGAGGGAUGCAGUUUUCAUCAGCUUCUUUGAAUAGUUAACAAAGGAUGCCCAGCUUCUCAAGGAACUACCCUCCCCAGCCACACCGAGCAGAAUCAAUUCCCACUCUCAUCCCCUCCAAAUAAAUGCUGAUAUCUGGAAAGGCCAACCGUGCAGCUGAGAGGCUGGUGGCUUACUGAUACAAACAGCGACCUCCUGCAGUGGAACCUGAUUGUUACACGUUCCUCUUGAAUGCUGGCCAGCUCUCGAACAUUUCCUCUAUCUUUUACCUCGUUUCAGUUCAGCACUGGGCUCUGUUGACUUGCCAGUGAUUAGCUGCACCCUUGGGACCAGUUUGAGUGGUAUUCAAUAGGUAGAAGCUAUGGGGAUCGCCCUGUAGGAUUACUAGAUUGAAAUGGAUAAACUGGACCUGUGUUUAGGAUCUCCUGCACUCUGCAGAUAGCGGGGAGCAAAGGGAAGGAUAUUAGCCUGACAGGUUUUUACAUUCCACCCAUUUGUCUUUAUCUCACUGAUCACCCUAUCCCUCUAUUCCUUGCAGGUUUAUUCAGACUCCCUUUAAAUCCAUUGAUGCUGUUCACCUCAGCCACUCCCUGCAUUAGCGAGUUCCCCAAUUUCAUCAGAUAAGAAUAUUAGGAAAAGGAACAGGAGUUGGCUGCAGUACAAGUGGUGUCCCCUUUCCUAUGCUGACCCUAGGCCGAAUUCAUUGGCUGGACAUUCAGGUCACCCCUGCGCUCACCUCUGCCAACCUCCAGCAACUGAGAUUUCAUCUCUUGCAAACAACAAAACAUAUGAUAUGGAAUAUACACCAGGCUUUCUUAUUUAGGGUGAGAAUUUGGAGCAGAAGGAAGCUGUUGGGACCCUCAAUCCUGUUCUGUCACUCAAUAAGAUUGUAGCUGAUGUCCCUGUGACUUGCGCUCCAUUUUCCUGUCAAUUCUCUCCCCCUGACCCUAUGUCCCCUAAAUAAAACUUGACUCCCUUAUGAUUCAAGAGUCUGUCUAAUUCAGUGUCACAUGCAUUCAGUGACUCAAUCUCUCUGGCCUCUGGGGAAGAGAAUUCCAAAGACUUAACGAUCACGAAGAGAGGGGAAAUCCCUUAUUUUGAAACUGACCUAUCCUUUCACCAUCUCUUUACUGGGUGGCAUGUGCUUCAGUGGUUAGCUCUGGUGCUUCUCAGCACCAGGGUCCUGGAUUCAAUUCCAGCCUCGGGAGACUGUGUGUAAACUCUGCACAGAUUCUCCCCAUAUCUGCAUAUGUUUCCUCUGACAGUCUAAAGAUGUGCAGGUUGCGGUGGAUUGGCCAUGCUAAAUUGUUCCAUUGUGGACAGGGAUGUGCAUAUGAGGUGGGUUAGCCAUGGGAAAAGUGGGGUUACUGGAAUAGGGUGGGAUGCUCUUUGGAGAGUCAGUGAGUACCUGAUUGGCCCAAUGGCCUGCUUCCACACUGUAGGGAUUCUGAGAUCUAUCCCUCUCGCCCUUCCCAUUGUACGUCUCAAUAAGAUCACCCCUGGUCCUUCGAAACUCCUGCUGAACCUUUCCUCCUUUGUCCCAGGAAUCAGCCGAGUGAACCUUCCCUGAACUCCCUGUUUAUUCGAUCUUAUAGCCAUUGUCUUGUCUGGGGUCUUCAUUUACAAAUGAAAACAUCUCCUCUCUGUUUAUCAUUUUAUGGUUUUGAAGUUGAAACAGGGCACCUUGCCUUGGUGAGAGCACAAGGCUACUUGCUGUAGAGUGGUGUAUGUUAUUUCACAAGUGACCUAUUCAUUGGAGCACGGAACUGAAAAACACCGACCGGCGCCAGAAGUUUACAUGUGACUCGAUUAAAGUUACUCUGUUUAUGUUUGUGGUUUUUUUUCAAAACAGGUUCCGCGGUGCACGAUUCACCCUUGUUUUCCAUUGCCUACAAAUCCGCAAGAGGCCAAUAUUCCCUCUAAUCAGGGGCCACUGCCGCGGAUAGAUUAAGUUUCCUGUCUUAAUAACGCGGGAAUGUUUUGAUAAUUUUGAAGGAUGGAUCAUAUUCUGCAAUCCUGGCUCUUUUGCCUUUCUUUCAAAAGCAAAACACCACAGGAAUUGGCUACCAGGGCGAUGACGUUUCACCCUUGGCCUGUGCAGGGAGACCUCGUAGCUCUGCUUCCAGAAACAACAUUGACUGAAGUCGAGGCCAGGGAGCUGUGCUUGGGGCUGGCACUUAAUUGACUGCAGAUGGGGCUCCCUCUGCGACAGGGGUCCUAUAACUAGCAGCUGCAGGCAACAAAGCAGGGAUUCAGGUCCCCUUUCAAUAACCAUCAGUUUGGGCUGACUGGGGGCUAAACGGGGCCGACUCUAACCUGUGUCUUGAUUAUUAUCAAAGACUAUUUUUUGUUUGUCUUGCCAGCUGAUUGUUAGAGCAGCUCGCUUCAACUGAUGUUCGUAACAAGUCUUUAGAGUUGCUGGCCUCCCUCAGCAUUGCUGUUCUUCGCAAUCUUCCGAGAUGCAGCUGGAGCUUAGACCAGACCUGGUCCUCCUGGGAACAGCUAGGGCUCCCUGAGCUUGGGACCACGAAGCAACAGAAUUCUCUCGCUCCCUCUCUCGCUUUCUCUUUUUCACAGCCACAGGGAGCAGAGGGCAAGGAGGAGGCAGAGUGGGUGGGUUUAGGUUCCAGGGUAGGGAUUCAGGAGCCAAGGGUAAGUUGCAGAUUCCCCACUCCCAAGGGCCGAGUGAAAAGGUGCAACGUUAAUAACGGGCAGGGUAUUGAGGACAGCUAGUUUCCAAUGCAUGGUCCCAAAUAGUAUAAAUGUACAGUUGGACAGCCUGCAUGUGGAAUAGCCCCUAUCGUAACUGAGUUGGUUCACGUGCACUUCGAAGGGGCUCUCUCCAUCCCCAUAGAGAUCUAUUUGAUCUUCAUCUGUUGAAUAAGUUGUAUGGAGUUUUACCUAUUUCAGAAGUGUACUAUUUUUAAUAUAAAAAAAGAAGCUUCUUGUCACAGAAGUGAAUUCUCCGCCAUGCCUGCCUUACCACCUCGCAUCAGUGUUCUCAAAGUGGCAAAGCCCCUCCCACCCCUGCAUUCGAGGUGACCCGUUGUCGUCCACUGUGAUUAGGGUGAGGAUCAGUGUGGGGCACUGAUUUGACCUGGCAGCACGAAGACCUCACCUUGUGGCUGGGAAAUGGACCAACUUGCACCUUGUCUGGAUGCUCCGUGCCAGGGUGAGUGGGAUUGGGCUUUAGGCCGUCACCCACUAUCGCCCAGGAAGCAGCCAGUCGAGCAGAGCCAUUUUCUGUUUCCUUUUGGGCUGUUGUUUCACUGCUUGGUUGUGUGGGGAGGGAGGUGGGGAAUUGAUCUAUGAGAGUAGGGCAGAGCAAUGGAAAUAUUUCUCAUGUGGGGCAAUAAUGGCAAGUCUGGACAAACAAACAGAAGUCUUGAAAAAAUGAACAGUCUGUUCAGGGGUGACCUAGACUGACUAUCUCACAAUGAAAUGCACACUUUAACUGAGCAUGUUAACUGUUUAUGGCAAGUGCUAGGAACAUCUGUCAGGAGUCUUCCUGUUUCUUAGUAUUUUGGGCAUGUUGCCUGGGAGUGUUUUGCAGAGUUUGACUUUUGUACUGUUUUGUAUGUCAUCAAUAAAAAAAAAUUGCAGAUCAAA